Camelina sativa (false flax) is the source of this 471-nucleotide messenger RNA. RefSeq lists its product as uncharacterized. The record is from RefSeq and is a predicted model, not a curated record. NCBI's taxonomy places the organism in Eukaryota, Viridiplantae, Streptophyta, Magnoliopsida, Brassicales, Brassicaceae.
AUGUCUGCUUUGACAAACACGAGUCCAGUUAAGUAUGACGAUACGGAGUAUGGGAUCCCGGCUGUUUGUUACUGUGGUGAAAGGCCAAAGCUACAACCUUCUUUUACAAGGACAAACCCAGGGAGUCUCUACUACACAUGUCGAAAUAGAGAGGAUGGGGACUAUCAUAUUUUUAAAUGGUGGGAUGAAGCUAUGAUGGAGGAACUUAAAUCAGUGAAGGAAGAUAUUCUAAAGUUGACUUGUUUGAAUCAAAUGCGUGAAGCGCUUCAGGACCAAAAAGAGGAGAUUGCUAAUAUCUUAAAUAUGCACAAAGAAAAUCAGAUGGAGUUGGGAAGGCUGAAGGCGUUGAUUGCAAACAAGAGUGAUGGAUUAACUAUGGAGUUAAAACUGACGAAUGUGUUUGUUGCGACUUUGUUUAUUAUAUUUGGUUUAGUCACAUCUGUUUACGUCUCAAAAACAAUGACUGUUUGA